This is a messenger RNA of Hypanus sabinus (Atlantic stingray), 8146 nucleotides long. Its product is annotated as dual 3',5'-cyclic-AMP and -GMP phosphodiesterase 11A-like. Gene Ontology annotation, biological process: signal transduction. Lineage: Eukaryota; Metazoa; Chordata; Chondrichthyes; Myliobatiformes; Dasyatidae. The record is from RefSeq and is a predicted model, not a curated record. Bases 314 to 2998 code for a protein of 894 amino acids. Gene Ontology annotation, molecular function: protein binding; 3',5'-cyclic-nucleotide phosphodiesterase activity. The transcript has 21 exons.
AGUGUUUCCGCAGAGCCGCUCGGACACCACGCUUCCUCGCAAGGAGGAGACUGGAGUGAUGGGAUGGACGGGAUAACCUCACUUCUCGGCUGAGGGCGGGGUCCUCCCUCCCUACCUAUCCCUGAUAAAUCUGCGGCGCCGGGACUCGAGGGCGAUCGAGUGGUAAAGUGGGCGGCGAGCACCAGGCGCUGGUUCGCAGAGGGCGGCUGGGCGCUCUGCCGGGACAGAGGAAGGUCCCGGCAGCGAAUGCGGAGAUGCUGACAACUUUUAGGAGCAGAACAGAGCAGGUAACUUUCCUCAGCCCCCCGCGACCAUGGCGGCCAUCGACUUCUCGCAGGUGGAAGCUUUCCUCGACCGACACCCCGACCUCUUCGAGGACUACCUGCUGAGGAAGGGCAAACGCGAGUCGGUCAGCAAGUGGCUGAAGGCGCACAAGGGCGCCAGGCAGGUGGGGGGCGGGCCGCCGGGCGAUGAGAAGCACCCGUGCCCGGCCGAGGCCACUCUCCACCGGUCGUGCCAGAAGGAACUGCGGAGGAGCUUCGCCCGCUCCCGGGCCAUGACCUGCCACCACACCCUGGACGAGUUGGUGUUCCUGCGGUCGGCCGAGCGGGACCCCAGCCCCGGCAGGCGGGCGCUGCUGCGCAAGGCCAGCUCGCUGCCGCCCACCCCGGCGCACCUGCUCAGCGCCCUGCUCGAGUCGCGGGUCAGUGCCCCGCAGCACGCCUCGGCCGCCAGUCACUACAAGCGCUCGCUCAGGGAGGCCGACGAGAGGCAGUUCUUCCUGGAGCUGGUCAAGGACAUCUCCAACGAGCUGGAUCUGACCAGCCUCAGCUACAAGAUCCUCAUCAACCUAUGCAUCAUGGUGGACGCUGACCGCUGCUCCCUCUUCCUGGUCGAGGGUCCACCCCACAAGAAGAGGCUGGUCUCCAAGCUCUUCGACGUACACGCGGGCGCCACGGUGGUGCCGUCGUCCAGCAUGGAGAACUCCAACGAGGUCCAGGUGCCCUGGGGCAAAGGAAUAAUCGGCUAUGUGGCUGAGCACGGGGAGAUUAUCAACAUGCCCGAUGCCUACGAGGAUCACCGGUUUAACGAUGAAAUCGACAAGCUGGCAGGUUAUAAGACGAAAUCCAUUCUGUGCAUGCCGAUUCAGAAUUGUGACGGAGAGAUCAUUGGAGUGGCACAAGCCAUCAACAAAAAUCCCGCUGGAGUUCCCUUCACCGAAGACGAUGAAAAGGUGCUACAGAUGUACUUGCCAUUCUGUGGAAUAUCCAUAUCAAAUGCCAAGCUCUUCGCAGCAUCUCGCAAGGAGUACGACAGAAGCAGGGCAUUGCUGAAGGUUGUCAACGACUUGUUUGAGGAGCAAACGGAGCUGGAGAAGGUUGUCAGGAAGAUCAUGCAGCGAGCUCUGACCCUGUUGCAGUGUGAACGGUGCUCAGUCCUUCUGCUAGAAGACAUUGAGUCUCCCAUCUGUCUUGCUUCCAAAUCCACUUUCAAAGCAACAGCACCGCUCGAGGUGGUGAAGUUUUCUAAGACCUUUGAGCUGAUGUCUCCACUGUGUUGUGUUGAGAGCCAUAUCAGCAGGGAGAAAUUAUCCUGCUCUGGUUGGCUGAUCAACAACAGGAUUGCAGAGCUGGUUGCAUCAACAGGUCUUCCAGUGAAUAUCAGUGAUGUCUAUCAGGACCCUCGCUUUGACACUGAGGCAGACCAGAUGUCUGGUUUUCACAUUCACUCAGUGUUGUGCGUACCCAUCUGGAAUAGUAAUCAUCAAAUCAUUGGAGUUGCUCAGAUACUCAACCGGUUGGAUAGGAAAACGUUUGAUGAUGCCGAUCAGAGGUUAUUUGAGGCCUUCGUCAUUUUCUGCGGCCUUGGCAUCAACAACACAAUAAUGUACAACGAAGUGAAGAAAUCCUGGGCAAAGCAAUCGGUGGCUCUUGAUCUGCUGUCCUACCAUGCCACAUGCUCAAAAGUAGAGGUUGAUCGACUGAAGGCUGCCAAACUCCCGACGGUCAGUGAGCUGGGGAUUGCGCAUUUUUCCUUCAACGACUUUUCCCUCGACAGCGAUGGAAUGAUCACAGCCUCCCUGAGAAUGUUCAAGGAGCUGGGAAUUGUGCAGAAGUUCAAAGUGGAUUAUGAGGUUCUGUGUUGCUGGCUGCUUACCGUGCGAAAAAAUUACCGUGCUGUUCCGUACCACAACUGGCGUCAUGCAUUUAAUGUUGCUCAGUGCAUGUUUGCAUUGAUAACAACUGCUGGUUUUCGGGAAAUUCUGACUGAUAUUGAAAUUUUAGCCUUGAUGGUGGGUUGCCUUUGCCACGAUCUUGAUCACAGAGGAACAAACAAUGCUUUCCAGGAAAAGAGCAGAUCAGCUUUAGCACAGCUGUAUGGGACAUCUGCCACUCUGGAGCACCAUCACUUCAACCAUGCUGUAAUGAUAUUGCAGAGUGAGGGACACAACAUUUUUGCCAACCUUUCCUCCAAAGAAUACAGCGAUUUGAUGCAGUUGCUGAAGCAGGCUAUCCUGUCCACUGACCUCAUGCUUUACUUUGAGCUGCGCUCUACGUUCUUCGAGUAUGUCAUGUCCGGGGAACAUAACUGGUGCCUUGAGAAGCACAGGCAAAUGCUGAGGUCUAUGCUGAUGACAGCCUGUGAUUUAGGAGCAGUUACCAAGCCUUGGGAGAUCUCUAAGCAGGUGGCAGAGUUGGUAACGAGUGAGUUCUUCGAGCAAGGAGACAGGGAGAGAGCCGAACUGAAGCUGACACCAGCUGCUAUCUUUGACCGAAAUAGGAAGGACGAGUUACCGGGUCUUCAGCUGGAGUGGAUUGAUGGGAUUUGCAAGCCUUUGUUUGAGGCAUUGGCCAGGCUGAACGGCAGGAUCCAGCCAUUGGUGAACGGGAUCAAUGCAAAUAGGACUAAGUGGGAGGAGCUUUAUACAAUGCACCGUCAGUCCCACGAUGUCGCAGAUGCUGCUAAUUGCACACUGAAGAUUGAAGUAAUCAACUAGUGAAAUUCAGACCUUAACAUGUUUCUGGCCUGACCUUACACUGCAUUAGGCAGUUUGACCCUCUGGCAGAUGGAAUGUUAAUAGCCAAGAUGCAAAUACUGUGAAUCAUCAAUAUUACUUUGGCUGCAGCAUGAACCUUCAGCGACAUUACCAUAAAUCCCAUCUGCGUAGCUGCAGAGGAAGAGGCGCAAAUUCAUUUUGCCCUCUGAUCAAGUCUUGGGUAUUGAAUGGAGUUUAACACCGCAAAUAUUCAACAAGAAAAUCGGCCAUCAACAGUCAUGGACCAUUUCACACGUAUCCCAUCGUGCACCACUCUGUUUGCUACCUAAGAGCAUCCAGUAAUUACCGUGGUGAUUAAAAUCAUAAUCUGCCAUCUGCUACCACUGCAUUCUUUCGGUGCUUUAAAAGAAACCUGCUACUGGCUGGACAGCUUUAUUAAAGCGAAUUCUAGUUAAAUCUGUUGGCAGCAGGGUACAGUGUCAGACUGACAAUGGCUUAUUGAUGUUCAAGGCAAGAUGCUUGCCUGACAAGUAACUGCUCGGCAUUCUGGGAUGGAUCCAAGGGACUCCAAUUAAAAUGCCAUUCCAGAAGCAUUUUUGAAUAUCAAUUGAGGCAUCAAUUUCUCAUCAGGUUUCAGCGGCAUUGAUCAUGUGUCGGAGUCAGUAUUUUAAUGAGAUAGUUAAUGCUGCAUGUACAACCUUAUCUUUAGGGAAAAGUGGGCAUACUGUGGUUUCCAAUUUUAGUGUCACUGAUCAUACUAAAUGAUGUGGUCACAUGAUCUGUAGCCAGUUACUUUUCCGGCAAUGUCAAUUUUAUCGUCAAAUAGUUAUUCUUACGCCAUGGAUGACUGAUCAAAGCAUUUUAAAAAAUUUUUACUUUAUUCAGAGGUAUAGCACAGAACAGCCCUUCUGGCCCAACAAGCCUCACCACCCAGUAACUCUGGUCUAAUCACAAGGCAAUUUUCAAUGACCAAUUAGCCUACUAACCAAUACGUCGUUGGACUGUGGGUGGAAACCAGAUCACCCGGUGGAAACGCACACACUCACAGGAAGGAUAUACAAACUUCUAACUGAAGAUGGGUCUCGACCCAAAGUGUUGACUGUUUAUUAAUUUCCAUGGAUCCUGCCUGACCUAAUGAGUUCCUCCAGCAUUUUGUGUGAGUUGCCUCCAAUUUCUCACGGACGGUGUUAAAAUUGAUCUCUGAACUCCGGCACCCCCAGAUGUAAUAGCAUCGUGCUAACUGCUACGUUGCCAUGGCGCCCAUAAUUAAAACAUACUUUUAUUUAAGAGGUCUAGAAAAAGGAGAAAGUCUGCAGAUGCUGGGGUGCAAAGUGGUGGAAGAACUCCGCAGGCCAGGCAGCGUCAAUGGAAGAGAUUAAAUAGCCGACGUUUUGGGCCGAGACCCUUUAGCAGGACUGGGAAGAAAGAGGAGAAGCCAGAGUUAAAAGGUGGGGGAGGGGAGGUGCAUUUGAUUUUGUUUAACGACAACAAUUUUUACAGAGAAAAGCAUCUGAAAUUAAAACAAACCUCCAGCCUCUCCAGUGAUCAGUGCUUUGUUUGAGAAUGAGCCUGUCACAAGAAGAUGAAGUGUUCUGUUUGAAUCGAGAUAAUCUCGUGGGCCAACAUUAGUAUAUUAGCAGAACUAAAAUAAUUGACCUCAGAACUUGUGGGCAAAUGAGACAGAAAAUCACACAAUUGUGGUUAAGUGAAUGCUAAAUUGAAGCAAUGUGUGUACUUAGGGUCUGUACAGUAUCAAAUUCACCUGUAACAUCCUCCAGAAAAUUGAACGCUAGCAUGCAGAACUGGAAUGUGGGUUAAAUAAUGCAAACACCCAAGGGAAGUAUCACAGCAUGAAGCACUAAUUAUUGAAGAGAAAAAAAACUGACGAGAAAAGUAAACCUACUUGUAUUAGGUGAGAACAAGAAUUCUCUUAGUAUGAUGACUAGAACACAGAACAUAGACCAGUACAACAAGCAACAGGCCCUUUGACUAUGCCGAACCAGUUAAAUUUGUAAUCAAAUGGCCAACUAAACUAGUGCCCUCUGCCUACACAGUCUGCCAUAUCCUUCCAUUCCCAUACAUUCAUUUGCCUCUCUCAACAUCUCUUAAAAGUUCUACCACCUCGCCAGGCAGCACAUUACAGGCAUCCACCACUCUCUGUCAAAAACUUUUCUCUCACAUUUUCUUCGAGCUUACCCCCCUCGCCUUAAAUGCAUGCCCUCUGGUAUUAUUUCAACCCUGGGACUUUAAAAUUAUUGAACCAGUUCAGAAGUAUUAAAGAGAAAGACAGAUUAAUUUAUAUUGUGAUGCAGAUUCACAAUCUCACAAAAUGUCAGCGCUGAGUUACUGUUAAAACAACGCGGCAGUGUACUGGUCACUUUACAGUACCAGCCAUCACUGAUCCGGGUUCAAUUCCUGCCACUGCCUUUAAGGAGUUUGUAAAUUCUCCCCGUGACCGCCUCAGUUUCCUCUGGGUACUCCGGCUUCCUCUCCGGUUCCAAAGGGCUAGUGAGAUAUAGGCAUUCCAUGCUGAUGCCGGAAACGUGGCGACAAUCCUUGCUGAUUUGGUCUGACACAAACAACGUAUUUCACUGUAUAUUUUGAUGUGCAUGUGAUAAAGUUAAUCUUUAAGUGUACUCACCUUUGUUAAAUAGGAAAUUGUACAGUAAUUGUAACACAAUGAAAUCACACAAUUGUAGCUGUUUCACAACAAAUUUCAAGACAUAUGUCAAUGAUACCAAACCUGAUUCUGAUUCUGAACCUGAUUCCAGACAGAGUACAGUGUUUGCCUGCCGUUACUCUGAGUAUUAAACAUCCAAUCCUUCUAUCCCCUACCUACUAGCACUGGGCCUUUAACAUAGAGUCCAAACCACGUUCUUUCUGACUGCUGCUUGCCUAUUGAGAGAAUGGGAUAGAUGGGUUAGGGUUAACCUCAAAUUAAUGUUCGAAUUUGCAGAUCUGCCAAAGUCAUCUAAAUUAUACUGUUACUUUUACUUAGUAAUAUUAGCAGCAGGCAGGCUCAGCCGAUCAUCCCCCUGAUGUCAGCAAGAUAUUCUUAAAAAGAGUAAGUUACACUCUAAGACUCAAGACACUAUCUGAGCAGCCACUUCAUCGCAGUGUUGGAAGGAGUGUACUGGUUAAGAUAAUGCACACAAGGUGAGACGUUAAACUAAAACACUCAAUUUUUGUUCAGUCUGAAAUUACGCCCAGUGAACACUUUAUUAAGUACAUAAGAGAAAUGCUCAUGGUCUUCUGCUGCUGUGGGUGUGGCCCAACCACUUCAAAGUGCAACGUGUUGUGUGUUCAGAGAUGCUCUUCUGCACACGACUGUUCUACAGUGUUGUUAGUUGAAUGACUGUUGGCUUCCUGUCAGCUUGAACCAGUCUGACCCCGACCUCUCUCACUAACAAGAUACUUUCACCUGCAGAACUGCCGCUCUUUUUUUUUGGUUUGUCUUUUGCACCAUUCUUUUAAACUCGAGAGACUCUUGUAAGUGAAAGUCCCAGAAGAUUAGCAGUUCCUGAGAUAUGCAAAUCACUCCAUUUGGCACCAACAAUCAUUCCACAAACAAAGUCACUUAGAUCACAUUUCUCCCCCAUUCUGACGUUUGAUCUAAACAUCAACUGAACUUCUUGACCAUGUCUGCAUGCUUUUAUGUAUUGAAUUGGUGCCACAUGAUUGGCUGAUUAGGUAUUUGCAUUUAUAAACAAGUUUACUUAAUAAGAUGACCACUGACUGUUGAAUUUCAGUGUCACUAAUCAGUGGGGACCAACAUCACCAAAAACACAUUAUUUACUGUACUGUGUUGUUGACAUGAUGUGGAGGGUGUAUGUGUAAAUCUGGUGGGAGCAAAGGAUGUUGGGAAUGUCAAGGUGGAGCACCGUGGGAGUAGUGUGUGACAGGUGGCAGAGAAGGAAUGCCGGUGGGGAGGGAUGGUGUGGGUGCAGACACACCCAGCCCUGAGACACCAGGCAGGGUCAUUUGAUUCCAAAUGAUUGGUUUAUUGAUCAUUACAGAAUGUCUCUCUGGUGCUUCCCACUCUCUCUCCUCUCCCUUCCCCUUCCACAAUAGGGGCCCAGAUCAGAGUCAGAUAUAUCAUUGCUUACAUAAGCAAAAAAAAAUUGUUUUAAUUUUUAAAACUUUAAUUUGUGAAAUUUCUUGGAUGCAUGAUAUUGAAUGGUACUGAAAAAAAAAACAUUUCAUACCAUUGGCUGUAACUUUAAAGAAAAACUAAAGGUUUCAAGCAAAAAAAGGAACAAAAUGCACAGCAAAACCUUUGACAAUAAAGCAUUUACAACUCACUAGUGCUGUAAUGAGAGUUCUCCGGAAAAUAACUGAUAUGCCAGAAUGAAGGUGUGCCGGAAUCAAUGUCAUGUUCAUUUCGGCUCAUGAAAUGGCAACAAAGCAAAUUUGAAUUGUUUCUAUAGAAUGGCCUGAUGCAAUGAUGGUAAAUUCUGGAUCAAGUACCUUAAGCAUGUUUGAUUAAAUAAAAUAACUGCGAUGAUUGAUAUAACUGACUACCAAGAUGCACUGAGGAAAGCAUUCAUUAACCAUUACACUCAUAGUCUUGGAAUGUAGCUGUUAACGAGAAGAGGUGAAACACCAUGGCAUAAAAAACAUUACAAUAUCAUAAACAGGAGCAAGAGCCAAUUUUAUGAGCAUGUGUUUAAAAAUAACUUGCAAGUUUCUGACAGGUCAAGAUAACUAGCUUCAAAAUGAUUUCUUCAAAAGGAAUCAAACUAAGAAAAAUAUUUCCCUUUUCAUUUUAUUGAAGUAAGGAGUGUUAACUAUUUUGGGGAUUGUUUGUCACAGUGCAUGUCUCAAUCCUUUUAACAAUCUAGACAGAAUAUUUUAUACUCAUGGUAUUUGCACUUUAAUUUCAAAUAUUGCCCUACACUUACUCCACAGAGUGAAAUUAGUUGCAGAUACAUUUUGGGCUAUUUAUUUAGAGAUGUGUAAUUUAGACAAGUCAGUCAUACAUUCAGUUCCUUGUUUAUGUAGCUGUUGAAUUAACAUUUAAUGAGACGUUGAUGAAUUGUUUUCAUGCAGGAAUAUUGCUUCACAGGGCAUUUAUUUUCUCUACAUGUACUGUAUAUUUACACUCAUCGAAUUCCCUGUGGUCCAGUAAAAUAAAACUAUGGCCUCAUA